This is a messenger RNA of Astrephomene gubernaculifera, 1690 nucleotides long. Lineage: Eukaryota; Viridiplantae; Chlorophyta; Chlorophyceae; Chlamydomonadales; Astrephomenaceae. The record is from the annotation of a GenBank genome assembly.
AUUAGGCGGUUGCCCUUACCUUCGAAUUUUAGAUCGCGCGGUGCUGAGAUUUUGCAUUGCUUGCUUUCCACAUUAGCCUUGCAGUUUGGCAGGGAUCCGCGAUGCAAACGUGCAUUGGCAAUACCGUUAGGACGAAUCUUGCGGGUCAGCGUUGCGUAUCAAAUGCGCCACACCCAAAUGUAAGGCCAACAUUCAGGAUAUGUAGAAGCGCCGCAGUCGCGUCUGCGGUUCAGACGACUCCGGAGGAUAAAUGGCUAGCACGAACCGUAAAGGACGUCGCGACCCCUCCCAGCUUGGCUGGGCUUCGUGAACAGGCCAAUUCCGCCAUCGCAACACUCCGCAUGCCCAGCACCCGUAACGAAGACUACCGCUUCACAGACAUCACUCCCCUGCUGCGAACCGACGUACAGCUGGCCCCCGCCGGCGCCCCGGUUUCCCCCGAGGUGCUGCAGCGCCACAGCCUGCCGGGUGCGGCGGCGGUGGCGGUGCUGGUGGACGGCCGGCUGCGGCCGGAGCUGAGCCGCGGGCUGGGGCGGGGAGCGGCGGGCGAGGGGGCGUACGUGGGGCCGCUGGAGGGGGCACCGCAGGAGGUGGCAGAGCAGCUGGGCUGCCUGUCCGGCCCCCGGGGCGGUCCCUUCGCCACCCUCAACAGCGGGCUGGCGGCGGAGGUGGUGGUGGUGGCGGUGCGGCCCGGAGUGGCGCUGGGGGGACCCGUGUUCGUACUGCACCUGGCGUCAGGCUCCUCCUCCUCCUCCUCCUCCUCCUCCACCUCCGCCCCCGCCAGCGCUCCCCGCGUGCUGCUGCAUGCCGGCGCCGCCUCCUCCGUGGAGCUGGUGCAGGAGUUCGCACAGCUGGAGGGCGCACCUGCAGCGGCAGAACCCGCACCCGCCAGCAGCAGCGAUGCUACAGCAGCAGCAGCAGCGGGGACAGCGGCAGCAGCGGCAGACGGUGUUUCCGCCUCCCCCUCCGCCUCCCCCUCCGCCUCCCCCGCCUCUGCGCCCCCCCGCUACCUGUGCACCAGUGUGGCGGAAGUGCUGCUGGAGGAGGGGGCGAGUGUACGGCACGCCUACGUGCAGCGCGAGUCGUCCGCCGCCUUCCACUUCCACGGCUCACUGGUACGGCAGGCGGCGCGGUCGGAGUACCGGCUGACGGAGGCGGCGGUGGGGGGCGGGCUGGCGCGGCACGACCUCACCAUCCUGCAGGCUGGCCCCGAGACCCGCACCGAUCUGUCCCACUUCCUGCUGUGCGGCCCGCACCAGCUGCACGACCUGCACUCGCGCCUGCAGUUGGACCACCGGGGCGGCCAGGCCAGCCAGCUGCACAAGUGCAUCGUGAGCCACGCCAGCGGGCGGGGGGUGUUUGACGGGAACGUCAAGGUGAACCGCGGCGCGCAGCAGACCGACGCCGGCCAGCUGUCCCGCAACCUGUUGCUCGUGCCCCUGGCCACCGUGAACGUGAAGCCCAACCUGCAGAUCGUGGCGGACGACGUCAAGUGCACGCACGGCUGCGCGGUGAGCGACCUGCGGGACGAGGAGCUGUUCUACUUCAGGGCUCGCGGCAUCAGCGCGGAGGCUGCCCGGCAGGCGCUGGUGUUUUCCUUCGGCAGCGAGGUGGUGCAGCGGGUGGGUCACCCCGAGCUGCAGCAGCGGGUGCAGGCGGACGUGGCUGCCACUCUGGGCAGGCUGGAGGG